UGCGUGCGAUCAUAUCGGCUGAGUGACACCACAGUAAAGUUCUUCCAGUGACACUUUCCCGCGCUCCGAAACUUCACGCUUGUCAGAUAUGUCCCGGAACACGAUGCUGGCUCUAGCAAUUUACGGCUUCACAGCGAUAUGCAUGAUUCCCGUAUCCUCGGCGCAGGCACUAUCACAAUAUGACGGAUCAUCCGCGGUCGCUGACAGUAGGAGCGGGUGGGAUGCACUAAACGGGCUCUACGCGCUACUGGCACAGCACGACGCUCUCAGCGGACACACACUCGCUCGUAAAUCCGUGCGCUCACCUUCAAGACGCUUGCGUUUCGGACGACGCUCCGACCCUGAAAUGCCUCCUCAAGCUCCUCUUGACGAAAUGGACGAACUAUUGUCCCUCCGCGAUGUGCGUACGCCCGUGCGCCUGCGCUUCGGACGUCGAUCAGACGAACGCGCCGUGCCACAUAUUUUCCCACAGGAGGACCAGGAACGUGCUGUGCGCGCCCCGUCCAUGCGUCUCCGAUUUGGCCGAAGAUCCGACAAUAAUAUGUUUCUGCUGCCAUUUGAGUCGGCUCUACCCAAGGAAGUGAAGGCGGGAAGUUCAGAAGACGACAGACAACCAAACUGAACAUUCACACUUCUAUAGGUAAAUUCAUCUCUCCGCUCCAUACAAAUUAUUAUCAGCAACUAUAGUCCUAAGGAAAGAGUACUUAUUAUAUUUACGACGUACAUUCUAAGUGUCAAAUUUUAAAUAUCAAUUUUAGAUGUUAUUUCAAUUAAACUACAACAAUUAUAAGCUAUGUGUACAUAAUCAAAAUGUAGUAUAAAAUGUAUGUUGUUAAAAUAUGUUAUCCUAUCCUAACGCUAAACUUUUAGUUGAUAAUAAAAAAUCUACUAUUUUAUUUAUUGAGAACAUGAUUUUACUUAUUUCUAGCAAAGAAUUUUACAUUUUUUGAGCUGGAUAAAUGUAAAAUUUACUUUGCUAUUUUUAUUUUACUACACUAUUCGUAGUUAGACUCGGCAUAUAAAUUAAUGUAGGUACUGAUUUUCCCACUUUUUUCACCAGUAGUAAUACUGUUUUAAUGUUUAUUUAUCUUUAAAUAGUAAUUAUAGUGCAAUUAAUAAGUUGAAAUAUAAAAAGCUAAUCCGAAUUA
Messenger RNA from Maniola jurtina (meadow brown), 1148 nucleotides. It is a transcript of the gene sNPF, whose product is annotated as short neuropeptide F-like. The record is from RefSeq and is a predicted model, not a curated record. The transcript has 6 exons. The coding region runs from base 89 to 622 and encodes 177 amino acids. Lineage: Eukaryota; Metazoa; Arthropoda; Insecta; Lepidoptera; Nymphalidae.